Plenodomus lingam JN3 is the source of this 1314-nucleotide messenger RNA. Lineage: Eukaryota; Fungi; Ascomycota; Dothideomycetes; Pleosporales; Leptosphaeriaceae. The record is from RefSeq and is a predicted model, not a curated record.
AUGGUUCUAGAGCUUCACGUGUGGGGUCCAGCUUUUGGCCUGCCCUCAAUUGAACCAGAGUGUAUAGCUACCAUAGCCUAUUGCCAGCAAGUGCUUGCAAAAGGGCAAUGGUCACUGGUAGCCGAACACGUUCCGUCUGUUGGUAUUACUGCCUCAGGAUUCGAGGAUAUAGUCGCAUACCUUCGCAAUCACCCCACGGCUGCCACCCAUGACCUCGACGCCAAGCUGUCAAGUCGACAGCGAACCGACAGAAUAGCGUCAGUAACCGACAGAAUACCUGGUUCGACCGCGACCUCUCUCAUCGACCUCUUGUUAUAUGUGUCGGCCGAGAACUAUAGGACCGCGACUUCUACUGCAUAUACCGCUAUAUUGCCAUGGUACGCCAAUUACACAGUUCCACCUCGGCGUCGCGAACUGGCAAAAGCCAGGACGUCACACAUGGGUUUGGGUAGUCUUGAAGUAGACAUUACGGCCGAGGAAGCCUUUGCGCCAGGGCGCGGUACUGCAUCGUCAGAAUAUGAGGCUGCCAAGCGGGCAGCUGGGAUACCUAGCGAUGGCACGCCCAGAGCUAUGAGUAUGGGCCGCGGGAAAGGCUUUGGUGGACUUUUGAGUGGUCCUGUAUAUGCUGCCCGGUUCAGACUUGACGCCAUUUCAGAUGAACUGCUGGGUCCGCUAUCUGACCUCCUUGGCAAACAUGAUUAUCUGUUCAGGGGAUCUGCACCGUCGAGCCUGGAUUGCCUGACAUUUGGCUACCUUUCGCUACUGUACUACCCGUCCCUACCUCAAGCAUGGGCCAAGGAGACUCUUGAAGCAAGAUACCCACGCCUGGUAGAGUACAUGCGAAGAAUACGGCUGCAUAUCUUCCAAGACGAUGUGACGGACCCAUCUAAGGUAUGGUCAGUCAUGACAGGCUCCGCAGAUGCUUCCCGAGGUAUGCUCCUCCCUUGGCGGCCACGACGACAGGCGCUGGCAUCCAGUGCAGUAGCCUGUACGCGAGAGAUUCUGGGCAAUGUCCCGUUGGUGUCCUUGGCAUUUCAAAGACGGUCUUUUGUGGUCGAGGAGCGACAGAGCAGCAUAGCACAACAUGUCAAGUCCGAGCUGUGGUCGCCCUUAACCGUCAAUGCCCUGGCGUGCACGACCGCAGCCUUUGCUAUAGGACUGGUUACUCUCGCCGUUCACCACCGUCGCUCUCCACGAGAAGGCGCGCUUAUUUUCUGGGCUCUGCGUCCUUCUGUGGGCCUUGGUGAGGCUGGUGAUAUACUCAGCGUCCUAGCACACCAGAUGCCCAACGGGGCUUCGUUAUCACUGUUGUGA